This is a messenger RNA of Thunnus maccoyii (southern bluefin tuna), 2555 nucleotides long. RefSeq names its product N-acetylglucosamine-1-phosphodiester alpha-N-acetylglucosaminidase-like. Bases 258 to 2018 code for a protein of 586 amino acids. The transcript is spliced from 12 exons. The record is from RefSeq and is a predicted model, not a curated record. Lineage: Eukaryota; Metazoa; Chordata; Actinopteri; Scombriformes; Scombridae.
AGAAUGUGUGAGAUGCGCACAUUCUGUGUUAAUAAAUACCAGUUUAUGUGCAGGUUUUUGUGCGUACGCCUCGUUAAUGCAUCUGGCUCCUGGAAUGUGGAAAGAAUCCGGAGCAGCGAGAAACAAAAACCAACACCCGGGCCUACAGGACGGGAUCUACACCGCCUGUCUGCACAGAGAGGACACUUACACGCGGGUACACACGCGGGCACACAUUAAAAACCCGGGCAGCGGGUACCAUAGGACCCGCCGUAACCAUGGCAACGAGCUCAGCGAGGCGCCAGAGUGUGAGGCUCCUGCUGCUGUAUCUCCGGGUUUGGCUGUUGGAGAGCAAAGACGCACGAACCUCUACAGACAGUGAUGUUCUGCUGCCAUACGCUCAUGGCCAUGGCCCCUCUCACUCUCACCGCCACGUCAGGGACUGCCAGUCCGUGGCCCAUGGCAGCAUCACGUAUGAGACCUGGCCCUCCAGGAGCUACAGUAGCCUUCCAGUGGCUGAGUCCACUGUCUUCAUAUCAGACAUGCCAGGCAGGUCGGGCAGUUCCCGCUGGGUCUACGGUCACAUGACUGUGGUUCAGGACCCGCUGAGGACGUUGUCAGUGUUGGAGCCUGGCGGGUCGGGCGGCUGUGAGAAAAGCCACAGGGUGUCGGUGGUGGAAACCGCCGAGACCGCUAGCUGUCUGUACGCCCAGAACGCCGGCUACUUCAACACCACCACUGAUGGGUGUCUGGGCAACAUGGUGAGUGACGGCAGGAUGGUGAGAGAUGGCGGCGGGGUGCAGAACGCCCAGUUUGGCAUCAGAAAGGACGGCAGCCUGGUGUUCGGGUAUCUCUCACAGGAGGAUGUUCUGGACCAGUCCAACCCGUUUGUCCAGCUUGUCAGUGGAGUGGUGUGGCUGCUGAGGAACGGGGAGGUUUACAUCAACCAGAGCCUGGAGGCCGAGUGCGACGAGUUAGUCGACCAGGAAAUGUUCCGCAAUUUUGUGGAUGUGUUGUCAGCGAGGACGGCGGUGGGUCACGAUGCCAACGGCAACGUGGUUUUGUUUCAUGUGGACGGACAGACCAAUGAAAGAGGCAUGAAUCUUUGGGAGGUGGCAGACUUCCUGAAGAAGAACGGUGUGAUCAAUGCUGUCAAUCUGGAUGGAGGCGGGUCUUCCAGCUUCGUGGUCAACGGCACAUUGGCCAGUUACCCUCCUGACCAAUGUGAACCAGACAGCAGGUGGCGUUGCGCCCGGCGUGUCUCCACCAUCCUGUGCGUCCACCGGCGGCGUUGCCAGCCAGAAAACUGCAGCGGAAACGGCGACUGUGUGGACGGACGCUGUCGGUGCCAGGAGGGCUGGCAGGGAGCCGCCUGUGACUCUCUGGUGUGUCAGCCGCCAGCCUGCGGCCCUCAUGGCGUCUGCACCGCCAACGGUUGUGUCUGUGCUGCUGGAUGGAGAGGAAAGAACUGCAGCCAAGGUUCAUUGAUCACCUGCGAUCAGCCUCUGCAUCAUUUCCCUCCUUUCUCCUCGGCAGGAUGUUUUCCAGGUUACUAUGGUGAUGGCUGCAGACACACCUGUGUAUGUUUUAACGGAGCUUCCUGCAACCGUGUCGAUGGACGCUGUGUGUGUCCCCCUGGUUUCUAUGGCAACUUAUGUGAAAAAGCGUGUCCUCCAGGUUUCUACGGCGUCUCCUGUGCCGAGCGGUGUCAGUGCGAUGACCAGUGUCCAUGUGACCCGCACACAGGAAGCUGCGUCUCCAACUUUGACAGCAGAUUAAACAGAGGACAAUGUUUAGCUAAACAAAUGUUUACAGUAUGGAGACAACAAGAAGAGGCGUACAGAGACAAACCGUAUCUGACAGAACAAACAUGGCUGAUAAUCACCGUCGUCCUGGCCUCCCUGCUGUUGGUCCCACUGGUGUUUCACUUCAUGCGGGCGAGUCGCAGAUGGCUUCUCUUUGGUUAUUCCUACACACACGUCCCACUGAGCAACGCCAACGGAGACAAACUGAGUCUCAGAUUGCUUCAACUUCAUUGAUACCCCCUUAAAAAUUAAACACAAAUAUACUGAAAUCUGGGAGAAAAACCCAGCAAAUGAAAAGGGACGAGUGAACAUAUUCCCAACUUUAAAGACUUUGUGCCAGUACAGGAAUACAUUAAAAAAGCAGACAGACCCAAAACAUUAAUUACACCAAAACAGCAUUCAUUCAAGUCAGUUUGUGACAGUCAUGUGACCACACAAAUUAAAAAUACCAGAGAAAUGUUGGUAUUUUUUCAAAAUAAAAAAAUAAUAACAUUGAAAGAAUAUUCUGUCUUGUUUAUGAUGAAAUGACUUUUUCAUGCUAAUAGCAACUCUUUGCAUUUGCAUAUUUUUUCCUCCAUGAUGACCGUCUUAGUGCUCAUAUAUUGCUUUAAAAAAAUCCACAUGUAUUUUUAUGUCCCUAUUACUGUAUAUUUGACAUAAUGUUCAUUCAUUGAGUUGUUACAGUUGUUCUCACAUGUUUGAAGUAGAGCUGUGACGAUCAACAAAAAAUUAAUCAGAAACUAUUUUGAUGAGGGAAUAAUCGUUUUUGUC